AUGGCCGCCGCUGCCUUCCAAAACCUCGACGAGCUCCGCUCCCAAAUGGACCCCUACGCACACAUCGAUCGUUGGGCCGAGACGCUCAACAAGAAUGCUCAAAAGCCCCAGCAGCCUACCUCCGAGCCGACCAAUACGACCUUGUGGCCGCUGAUCGACCUCAGUGAAGAAAUCACGGUCCAAUCCUCCUACUUCCCAGUCUUCAGGAAGAAUAACAAGAUGAUAAAGACCACCAUCACCAGGGACGACGGCCACAUCAUCAAAGAGGAGCGGGUCCAACUUCACGGGCGCGGUAUCGUCGAAGCCAACCGUCGCCGGGGAAACAAGAACAACAGCAAGUACCCCAAGCCCACAGCCAAGACCAUCCACGACCAAGAAGGCCGCUAUUACGACGCCGACGGCAAUUUCCGUCUGCCAAAGCCCGUGUACCUUGACAGCCGCCCGCCGGUGCGGUAUCCCGCCCCGCAAUGCACGGCCACUGCCUGGCUGAACAGGCGGCCAGAUCUAAUGGAAUUGGAGUGGGAAAGAGAGAGAGAGAGAUGA
Messenger RNA from Sordaria macrospora k-hell, 543 nucleotides. RefSeq lists its product as uncharacterized. Lineage: Eukaryota; Fungi; Ascomycota; Sordariomycetes; Sordariales; Sordariaceae. The record is from RefSeq and is a predicted model, not a curated record.